CACGCUGUUUGUACCCAGUUAGUGAAUGGAAUUUUGGGCAGUCGAAAAAUUCCAAAAACAAAUGCGCGGAUACAUAUAAGUGAAAUAAUUAGCAUAAUUUAGAUUCGUAAGUGGUUUGUUGGAAAGCAAAGCUUAUGCUUUGUUAUCAAAGCAUUUGGCUUCUCAAGUUUCUAUCUCUGUCGCCGUCGCCGUCGACGUUCGUUUUCUGAAUUCCAAAUGAAGUCAUGAGCAGCAGAUUGUAUAAAAAGCAACAGAAUCGACAACAACAACAAGAAAAGCUGCAGCAAAACAACAAUACAAAUAUCGUUGUCACUUUAUUACAACAAGAAGAAAAAAACAAAAGUGAAAUUAAGUGUUUAAAUACAUGAGGUAGAGGAGCAGAAGAAGAAGACAAAGCAGCAGCAGCAACACAAAUAUGACAUGGUCGCGUCUCGUUUAUACAAUAACUCAAAUUAAUUGAAUAUGUUGGCAAAUGAGCAAAACGAAAAUUACGUUAAAAGCCCACAAAUCAAGCGGUGUUUUUAACAUGGCUGCUGCAUCCGCUGGCCAACAGCUGCAACAGCAGCGGCCACAGCCGCCGCAGCAACAGCAGCAGCACAAAUUGAAUAUUGUUAGCAGUGCGGAGACGGUUCAAGCCAACGAGCUGCAGCCCCACCAACAACUAAACAUGUACAAGCAUCAACAACAUCAGCAAAUGUUGCAGCAGCAACAGCAGCAGCAGCAGCAAUUCUACCAACAGCAGCAACAGCAGCAAACGAAAUUUGUAUCGCGGGUCGUUACAAAUGCCGCAAUCCAGCCACAGCAGCAACAGCAACAAAUCUUACCAGCUGGUUUGGUAAAUGGAAGCUCCAACAUAAUGCAAGCUUCAAAUGUUGCUGGGCAGCAGCAACAGCAACAACACACCAACAGUCAGCAGCACAUUUUUGUGUGUCCAGCUAUAAGUCCGCAACUUCAGCAGCAACAACAGCAGCAGCAGCAGCAACAACAGCAAAACAAACAACGCACCGCGCAAAUAAAAUUGCCUGUAAAGUGCGUAACAUCAACAGCAGCCGCAACAGCAACAUUAGCAACUGUUGCUGGCAGCACGCAUUGCAUGCCAGCAACAAUUGCCUCCCGUCAACAGCAACAACAUCCUCAUCAGAUCUACGCCAAGAAUGUUGCCAAGACGAACAGCAGCAAAAACAACAACAACAACAGCAACAACGAUGGCAACAAUGCAAAUUUGGCUCCUGGUUGGCGGCGUUUAACCAACAACAAUGAAGUGGCCUACAUCAGCCCCACGGGGAAAACACUUCGAACUCAAUUCCAAAUCAAGGACUAUCUGCUAUCACAGGGUACCUGCAAGUGCGGACUGCCGUGUCCACUGCGUCCGGAAUACUUUUUUGACUUCAAUGCUCAGGUGCCCAAUAUGCCACUGAAAGUGUUGUCGGGAAACAGCCAGGAGUUCUGCUCUCAUCAACGGCAUAUGUUGGAGACUGAGCAGUUACAUAAGCCGCAGGGCUUCAAGGACACGGCGAGUGAGGCGUUUGUCACGCUGAUGACGACAGCAGCGGUUACUUCGACGACAACAACGACAACCACAUCAGCAAUUCCAACAACAGCGACAACAAUCGAGUUGGUCAAUCAAGAUGCGAAUUGUCCCAGUUAUCCAAAUAACAAAAACAACAAUAAGAUGGCUAGUAGUUCAUCCUACAGCUCCACAGCUGGAACAUCAGCAGUCCAAGCCGUUCCCUUGUCUACUCCUGCUACCGUAAUGCAAACUAGUCAAACAUUAAAUAUGGACAAACGACAACCAGCUGCUGCAACAGCAGCUUCUGCCUCAGUUUCUUCUGUUGCCGCCGUUGAUCAUGUGAUAAAACUAACGCCACAGGCCUCGAAUUCUGCAACUAAUCCAGCUGUUCCUGCCACACAGCAACAACCCAAUUUUAAGGACGAUCCAGCAGGAUAUUUGCAGCAACAGACGACGUUGCUGCACAAUACGCUGAACGUGGGAUUAGAUGCUAAGCCGGUGGUCAGAACGUUGCAGCAGGAGACUAGUUCUCAGCAACAACAGCAGCAGCGACAGCGAAUUCGCCGUCUUUCACUGUUUGCCGGUGGCAAGUGGGAACUGGAGUCGCCUGCAGCAUCUUCAACUGUUGUCGCAUCCCGCUCUCUUCAUGUAGAUACUGCAGCUGCCUUUGCGCGCCCGCUGAACCCACAAAUCACAAGCAUUACGGUAGUCCCCGCUCCACAAGAGUCGCCAGUGUCCAGCAGCGCAGUUGUUGAGCUGGAGAAACGACCAGAGCAAGUUGGCGCCAUUUCGACGAGUCACGACAGCCCUAGGCACAGCCUCUCCUCACCCACAGACUCGCUGGACUCCGCCAAAAGCACGCCGUCGGCAUCGCCUAAGCCGCAGCCGCAGCCACAAACUCAGCUGCAACUUCAAGUGCAACCCCAGGCUGGUGGCCAACCCACAACCCAACUGCGUGUGCUGCGUCAGCAAUGUCAGCCUCUACGACAGACAAUGAACUAUAAUGGCAACGGAGGCACGACGCUCACUCGAAGCAUAGUGACGACUACGGCUGGAAUUAGUCGACCGGGAACCACGCUGAGUAGCGCAAGUUCGACGGUGGCGCAGCUGCAGUCAAUGGCCCAUAAUAGUGGCGGAAACCAGCUGAUCAUGACCUCAUCCGGCCAAUUGCUGGUGAUUCCCUCGACGAGCAAACAGCCAGCGACAUCUGCUCAGCAUCAACAGCAGUCCCAUCCUCAACAGCAUCGCUCGGCGCAUCCCAGUGGCGGCUAUAUUGUUAGCCAGCCGUCGGCAUUGCUUAAUACGAACGGAGCCAAGGUACUGCAUCAUCAGAUCAUUGCCAGCUCGCAGGCCAGUCAAAUCAGUCCGGCUACCACCGCGCCUCCCCAGACUGUGCUGCUCAACACGCUGCCCAACGGCGGUUACAUCGUGCACCAGCAACAGCAGCAGCACCAGCAGACGACAGAGCCUCAGCAGCUGCUGGCGCUGCCUCAGCAGCAGCAGCAGCAACAGGUGCAACAACAGUUGCCAGUCUCGUCACCAGAGGCCAAGCGAAGACCACGCAAACGCAAGAGCUCUGUGAGCAGCACACCUCCUCCCUCGUCUUUGGGCAUGGCAAAGAGUGGCGUACUCAGCUCGCCGACGACUGCCAAGACGCAUUCCCCUCAGAUCUCGCCCAGCAUACCUAGCCAAGCUCCUGCUUUGCUGCAACAGGCGGCCAAUGCGGCAGCUGCUGCUGCAGCAGCAGCCGUUGCAGCAGCUCCUCCGCCAGCUCCUCCACAGUUCUCCCAGCAAUUCCAACUGAGUCCAGGCAUUCAGGGCAUUGUGGUCAACAAACCGACGGCAACUGCGGCACCGCAAACGCAGCAGCUGCUUCUGCAGAAUGGCCAAAUACUGCAGCAGGUGAAUCUCAUUGGACAGCAGCUGCUCAUGCCGGCUGGUCUGGUCAUGGGUCCAGACGCCACGCUCUUGCAGAUCCAAAAUAUGCCGACCACAAGUCUACUGACUCCUCAGGGACCUGUCAUGCUACGCACUCCCUCGCCUCAGAACAAGCCGUCAUUUAUAUCUCCCAGUACCGGGGGACAGCAGUACAUUGUGGGUGCCAACGGGCAGCUGAGUCCAAUUGGCCAGAUCUAUUCAACGCCAAUGGGCCUGGUGAUGCCGACAGCACAGCAGAGCGGGGCUUCCUUUGUGCAAGCAAGUCCCACGGCCACUAUUCAAAUUCAGCAGCAGCCACAACAGCAACAGAUGAGCCUGCAUCCCAGCUACGUCGCGGAUAGUCGUCAGGCAACAGUAGCUAGUCCUCCAGACACUACCACAUGCAGUCCGAGCAGCCCAGAGCGGCCUCCUAGCCAUCGGAGCAGCGGCAGCGGCGACAUGGUGCAGUGCGUCUCGAGUUCGGAGCCGGAUGCAGCGAUCUCGCCCCAAAGUGCUGAGAGCCGUCUGUCACCCUCUUCAACGGAUUGUGAGCGCAGCGUCUGCAGCAGCAAUGUCUUCAGUCAGCCAAUCUCAAUAUAUAAGGCGACGGAGCCAAAGAUUCGACGCAUUCACAUUACCUCGCAAGCAUCAUCAACAGAUGGCAACCACCUCGGAGUAGGAGUUCUGGGACAAGGUAUGCGCAUUGCCAGUUCCACCGGCUUAUCCAUCUCAUCAUCGUCAUUGUCAACAGCAACAGCUGGUAGCCAAGUCAUUCACCAUCAGACCCCAUCCAACAGCCAUCCCAACUUCUAUGUCCAUAACCAAAAAGUAGUUAGCGUUGACUACCAGGAGUCGCCUGAAACAACGCAGCUGCCACCCUUGAUGGAAAAUCCAGCGGCCGGCAGCGAAGUGAUCUCCCUUAAAUCUAAGUCCAACUAUCGCACGCUAACAAAGCGCGGCCGUCGACCACACAGGGCCAACAACGUCAACAUGACAAGAGGCUCGUCAAACGCAAUGGGACUCACAAUGCUGCCACUUCGCACGUUUGCUAUUGGUGAGCUGAUCUGGGGGCCAGCGCGAGGUCAUCCUGCCUGGCCGGGCAAAAUUGUUAAGAUGCCUGACGGCGUCUGCACUCCCUCGCAGCAGUUCGAUCAUGUGUGGGUGCAAUGGUUUGGAGGCGGCGGUCGAUCCACCUCUGAGCUGAUACCGGUCAACUCGCUGCAGAGCCUUUCUGAAGGUUUGGAUGCGCACCACAAGGCCCAGAAGGAUACUAGAAAGAGCCGCAAAUUGAACUCGCAGCUUGAGCGAGCUAUUCAAGAAGCAAUGACUGAGUUGGAUAACAUUUCAGCAACAUCGGCAGCCACAGCGUCAGCCAAUGGUGGCCAUCAGCUGCAGCAACAGCAGCAGCCAACAUCAACUAACAACAGUAAUAUAAAUAGCAAUGGAUUAACUAGAGGAAAACGAGUGACUCCAACAACUGGACAGACGAAUACUAAUUGUGGAAGCAUGACACUGACCGCUAGCACAGCGGUUACUCUCACCGGACUUUUCAGUCCACAGCAGCAGCAGCAGCGCGCCAAGCCAAUACGAAUAGCGCCGGCACCGCCAACAGGUGUGUCGGGAGCUUCAGCUUCAACUGCAGCAGCAGGAAGUGUAUCGGCAGCGGACAUUUUGAAACUAACCAAAUGACCCGCAGUGUCGACGAUUCCGUCGACAGUAAGCACAGGAAACUAUACGCUCUUUAUUGGGCAUAAGUAGAGGCAGUUGGCCAUAAUAAAGUACUAUAUAAAUGUAAGCUAUAUAUACAUAUGUAUGUAUGCAUAGCAUAUAGUCAUGUCAGCUCCCUCUGUCAGUCGCUUUGGAGUUCGUUGUUCUCUAUCGUUUUCUAUCGUCUUACGACUUACGACUUGCUUAGUUGCGCCCUUGCGGCGUUGCCACAUCUCUGAAAUAGACAAUAAAACAAACAAGAAAAAUGUUAACGAAAAGAAAGUUACAAAGAAAAAUGUUCUAACAAUAAGCAAACCAUAUUUUUUAUUUGCUUUUUAAAGCAAAGUUAAGUUGUUUUUGUAUAUACAAAAUUGUAUAGAAGAUCAAAGAGAAUACUUAUUAUUAUAUUAUUACACAGAUGUAAAUGUUAGGUAUUUAUUUAUUGCAUAUAAUUUAUAGUUUUAGAUAUAUUUUUUGUUUUCGUUGCAAUCUGUAUACUUACUUAUUAUUAUUUAACUAGAUAGUAUAAGCCGAUUUUUAGCCAUUAAGUUAAAACCAGACAAGUUAUGCAUAUUUUCAACAGUUUGCCACAUUUUAUAAAAUCCAUAGUGAAAACGUGAGAAUUGCUAAUACUAUUUCUUAAUUUGAGAUACAAAUUAAAUUCAAACUUUCGUGACAUUGUACUUUUAAAUAGAAUCCAAAAGUCUCAGUAAAUGAGUCCGAGAAUUAUAUUUAUAAAUUGUUAUCAUUUUUUGCCAUUAAGUUCAAACAGCCAAUUAAUAAUUUCAACUAUGUAUUGCUUUUAUACCUAGGGAAAAAAUUGAAAUCAAACGAGAAUUACUGAUACUAUUUCUAAUUUGAGAAACUUAUUGAAUGAAUGAAUAUCUAUGCAAAUAUUUACGUUAAAACAGAAUCCAAAACACUAAAUGCAUGAGUCAGAGAAUUAUAUUUAUAAAUUGUUAUUAUUUAUUUAGUUGAACUAUUGUAAAAUUCUAGAAACAAACAACAAAACCAAUUCACAUAUAAACACGUAGAAAAAAUCCAAUAAAACGAACAAAAAUAAAUUCUAAAAUAAUCAA
Molecule: messenger RNA, 6213 nt
Organism: Drosophila sulfurigaster albostrigata
Lineage: Eukaryota; Metazoa; Arthropoda; Insecta; Diptera; Drosophilidae
Product: hormone receptor 4
Exons: 10
Coding region: 473-5116 (1547 amino acids)
Cellular component (GO): nucleus; chromocenter
Molecular function (GO): chromatin binding; DNA binding
Source: RefSeq, a predicted model, not a curated record